This is a messenger RNA of Alternaria infectoria, 297 nucleotides long. RefSeq lists its product as uncharacterized. The record is from RefSeq and is a predicted model, not a curated record. Gene Ontology annotation, cellular component: cytosol. Bases 1 to 297 code for a protein of 98 amino acids. The transcript is spliced from 2 exons. Lineage: Eukaryota; Fungi; Ascomycota; Dothideomycetes; Pleosporales; Pleosporaceae. Gene Ontology annotation, biological process: Mo-molybdopterin cofactor biosynthetic process.
AUGAUCAUGGCACCCGCCAAAACGCCUGCGGGCCAAUUCUCGAUCCUGUACUUCGCAGCAGCCUCCACCUUCACGGGCAAGACGAGCGAACAUCUUCCUGCACCCGUCCGAGCUCGCGAUGUCUUUGGCAUGCUGGAGGAGCGGUACCCGGGUAUUCGUGACAAGGUGCUGAGCAGCUGCGCGAUGACGAUCAAUAUGGAGUACGUUGACGUUGGCGAAGAUGAUGCCGAGGACGCGAACAAGCAGAUCGUCGAAGGUGAUGAGGUUGCUAUUAUCCCACCUGUCAGUUCAGGAUGA